AUGGUGUCGGCGGCGGCUACGGCCUAUGCCGUCAACCACGUUGUUCUUCCGCCCAAGCUACCGCAAAAAGACGACCGUAACGUUGCGCACGAAGUGGCCUUGUUCGAGAUUGCUACUCACGCUCUGGAAUCUCUGAAGCUCCACGUCGAUAUUGAACAUGUCGGGUCUGUGAUCGCUGCCAAAGCGACAGUCGAUAACCUUCGAGCCACUCGCGAUCAGAAUGGCAACACCAGCCAGCUUCAGUUACAAACCCUUCUCGCCCAAGCGACGAACAGCGGAGCUCUCGGUGCCUUGCCGAUAGAAGUCAAGGAACAGAACGCAGGUAUACUUAUCAGUCGUUCUUCAAGCCAUGUGAACUUCGAGUUCUUUGAAUUGUCUCCAAAGAACGACGCGGCAAUGAGCUCAGGACGACUCGUGCGGACGUUUCCAGGCCACGCAUCAAAGAUACCGAUUGCCGGCAUCGACCCAGAUCUGAUCGAAUCGAUAUCAAGGACCAUAGCUACGAUGACGACCCAAACAGCUCCAGGCUUUCAGCCACAAAUUACCAAGAACAAGAAAGCCAUGGACGAACAACGCGAUACCUCGAGUCCUGGUCUCGUGACCGAUUUUCUCAUGAACAUCGUCACUGCUCUCGGCGAACCGAUGGAUGUGCACCGUAUCACCAAAAACACUCGCGAGGAGGUCCUCUGGGAUAACUGCUUGUCCCCAUGGCGGCGAUCUCCGCUGUGGCUCUUACUACGUGUAUCGCUACAGCUUGUCCUCACUCGCAAGUCAUCCGACACACGCGAUGCUGAUAGUCUGUACAAAGCUUUCAUGGUCUUCUUGCUAGCACGCAUUCUCGAUUUGGUCAAGAUAUACUGGGAGGAUAUGGGCAGCGAGACCGUUCAUCUCGUCUUGGCGAAAUUGACCCGACGACUGCGCAAGGUCGAGCUACUCAAGCAGGAUCAAUGUCUGCGGCAAGACUGGGCGGUGCAGGUCCAUGACAGCAUGUCAAACGCCCACGAGUUCAUCAAGAAGCAUUGGCAAAACAGGAUCGAAAAUUCUCAGGCCUAUAUCGACGUCAACUCCAUCGCCAGUCUAAAGCCUAAGUCCGAUGUCGACCUCGACCUGUCGGGAUUGGACGCAUUCUUGUCCAGUAUAAAGUCACGGAAGCGAGAAGCCUCACUGUCUGCAUUCACGCCUGCCUCUAAGCAUUCUGCACUCAGAUCCGCGGAGCUUCCAAAGUGUGAGUAUCUUUCGAAUUCCGGUGAAGGCUUACACUUCCGUUUGUGCACCUUCGAGGAAUGGGUCAAACACCACCUUAUCGACUGGGCUAAGACCCAUCUUCGCGAUCGGGAGGCUUGUGGAGGAUUGCGCAGCAUCAUGGUAUCCUAUCAUAACACCGCUACUAGUGUGUACGCUGGCACACCUAUCGGCAUGUCCAUAAUGUACCUCACGGUCGCCGAGCUAUGGGUUGCAUGCGACACAAUCGCAUGCUCGAUCUACCCUAUGCUACCAGAGUACGACCCCGAGAUCGAUCUGACAGAGUUCCAAUGCCUUGUGCUUCCCCUGAAGGGCCAUCUGCAACGUCUCUGGGGUGUCGAGUGUUACGUCAAAUCACGACGUCACGCAGCAACAGAGGGGAGGCCUUCCGUCUACCGAAAGUUCGGGGAUAUCUCAUCAUUCGCUGUAAGAUACUUCGAACUAUGCAAGCCCAUGCAGACUACGUUGUCGAAGCUUGAGGCCGAUGCGGCUAUCAAGCGAAGGCAGAAGUGUGGAGAGCUGGCGAGUCUCCAACGCGAAUACCGACAGUGCAUGGACCGUUACAACAGCCUUGAGUGCGAAACCGAGGAAUUUGUUUACAACACUUAUCACGGCUACACAGAAGAGAGGCACUCCGGACGAUGCCGGAAAUGCGCCGCGAGGACCAGGGCAGACGGCCUGAAGAUUGAGAUUUAUGAGUGGCCUAUCUCAUCUGAAGCAUCCAAAGCAAAAGCAACUAUAUUUGAGUUACUGGUGCCUGGGUCCUACGGCAACUGGCGCGACGCGUCAGCGUACUUCAUCACCACGGUUCUCGGCUACAAGGACGCGAAGCCACAGGUGCCGGUAUAUUCAGAUGUGAAGAAAGCGGUAGCUUUGCUAAAAGAAGACGAUGUCUGCUUGGACAGCGCUUUACAAUACGCCUACUACGAUACCUCCAGCGGCUGUUUCACCACCGACACAUUAGGAUGCACAUCGGAAGUCCUCAAGAAGUGCAUGUACCCGAUGCUGAAGCGCUCGAAGGCCCUUCAACCCUUCAUGUCUCGACCGCCCGCGUCUCCAGACGGCUGUCACCCCAACAAUGUCAUUGCCGGGUUGUCUGAUUGCCCACUACAUCUUUCGAUUGAUGAGUACAAGGCUCUAGGGACGCUAUCCUUGGGGCACAACAUCAUCUACUCAAACGUCCUUGCUCAGCUCGCAAUUCCAUCGGUCGACUGGACGAAAAUCGAGACGCAAUGCAUGAUUCUCCAGGCUGUACAGCAGACAGGCCCGCCAGGUCAGGGAAGCGAGCGAUCAUGUCACUCCAUUCUUACCGAGUCGGCCUUUGGACAUGCUAUGCUUGAGCAACUGGAGAGUAACCUGGGUCGCAUCCAAAUGAACUGGGAGUCAUUCCGGGCGGCGGCUACAUUCUCGUUGCUCGCUCGGCGAGUACUGAGCUUGACAUAUGCCUUGGACGUUCGAUAUCGCGCGUUCCGUUACCUUGAGAGCUUACGCAGCGCCUGUUCGGGAUGGCUACGGCGGUUGAAGCAGAGGGUGGCUGCCUCAACAGAUGACGGCCAGCGCACAGACCUUUGCAGCCGCGCUACGGAAAUAGCGCUGUUGUGUACCUCGACCUAUGACGUUGAAGAGGCUGACUUCGGAACUGUUCUUCGGAAUGAAUCGGCAAUUUCUAUACUGCUUCAAUCGACGACCGUGGUACACGAGCAUCAUGCGACCGCGCAAUCCGAGUUUCCUGAGCUGUUUAGCAUCACGCUAGAGUCGUGGAGGUCACUCAUGGUCCGCAUCUUCCCGAAGUUACGGAGCGCAAUCCUCGCCGACGGCAGUGGUCUCUCUGAUGCUGUCAAAACCAGCUGGGCCGCCUUCGAGAUCUCUUCAGGCAACUCCUGGAGUACACUCAACAGGGACCAGCCACAGUGGCUGUGUACGAUUUCGGGCUCCCUUCCCGUACACUUCAACUUACUCACGGGGGAGCUACUCGUGAAUGGUCUUCCUCUUGCCCAUCUUCCCGUUGAGUAUACCCAGCAUGCGAUGUAUGCGCCACUUUUCCGCAAAUCAGCCCUAGAAGUGAUGCCAACAAAUGAAGCCGGACUCAGGUUCUCUGCCAAAUCUCUGCAUCUCGGAUACAAGCUUCAUUUUGGCAUAAACGGGGGCGAUAUGCUACUGUGUGCCAUCGGACAUGGCAAGAGGCUCGACUUGCUCCCUUCACGUCUGUUUCGGGAUCUGAUACCUGAGUCCUUGGUGACGCAUGCUGUACACAUGUACGAUUCACACGCUCAAGAGGUCUUGUUUCGACCGUUGUAUUCUCCAUGGUCAACUGAAGACGACGAUACACGAUGGCGUCUUGUACGACACGGAACGUCAUGGCGGCUAGUCAACAAGGACAAGAGUCUGGCUGCCUCAGCAGUUGACUGCAACCGAUACGACUUGGCAACGUGGCUCGGCACCAUCUCCUUCAACGACACAGCCGAUGUCGAUGCUAUCCAAGCUUUUGCUUCAUUUUACAGGCUACAGGACUUCUCAGCAGUACAACCACCAGCCCUUGGUUCAUUCCAGCUAGGUGAAGGGCAUGAGUAUCAUGAGGCAACGAUCCGAGCCAUCCUCCAGAACAGGUCCAAAUCGUUUGAUACGUCUGAAGAAGCGAGACUACCAAGACAAGGCGCAGAAACCAAGCGACAGCAUCACACGAGGAUACUGCUUCUAUUCGAGACCCGGCAGAACAAUGCAAUCCAGAAGUUCAUAAGCGAUCUGCAAUCACAAUGGCCAGUUCGGAGUCCUACUGUGCCAUCCGCGGAUGAGUACAGCACCUAUCUCAACGUCACGACAGCAAUGACAACGGUACGGUCCAAGUUCCAGCAUUGGUUCAAUAAUCGUCUAUUCAUGCAGUACCUUCAUAAUCUAUCGACGAUUAUGGCGCGACAGGCUACGUCAAGCGUGGUUGUAUCGCCUUACCUUCUUACGUUGCCGCCGAUUAAGAACUCCCGUCUUAACGAUGAUAUACGUCAUUACAGCAUGACGGACAUUUUCGCUACCACUCCGCCUCCAGCCUCCGGCCUCAUCGCUCCCUGUGAGCCCAAGGUGACGAUCGUGGGGAAACACACGCCUAAAAAGCAAGUCCAGGUGAAGGAUAAGCUUGGUGAUCUCUGUGCCAAACUCAUGAUGUACGCCAACUCAACAUCUGAGCGACGAUAUGUCGAGGAUCUACAGUCAAGUUGCUCGGCGCUCGACUCGCACAACGACAACACGCACGAAGAACUGCUUCCAAACGCCCAACCCCUGCUUGAAGGAUAUCUCAGUAGCUGCCAGGCCCACUUUGGGAAUUUCCAAUUCGCAUUGAACGGCCUACUUAGCCGUCAGGUCGCUUACGCAAUGCAGCUGUCACCACGGAUCUGUACCAAAUUCUGGCUUAGUCAACUGCACAAAGACCGGUUUGACACUUUAUCGCCUUCCUGGAAAGAAACCAUAAUCCAGUAUGCACUCGCCGUCACGAGUUUGCAACGCGCUCAGAGACUGGUCCGCCUAUCCGACAAGCCGAUCGAUCUCGUGGAGGAGCUUGGCCAUGUCGGUCAUCAGAACUGGGAUGUGAAUGAGUUCCCUGAGACUCUUCUCAUCGAGGCUGAGAGCGGUAUUCUUGUUAGGAAAGAGCAGGAGUAUAUUGCAAGCCAGAUGCGAUCGCCGAAGGAUGGGGAUAACAUCGUGCUGCAGUUGCUCAUGGGCGGUGGCAAGUCCACGACCAUUCUUCCUAUCCUUGGUGCUUUCCAUGGCAACAAAGAGAAGCUUGUUCGAGUAGUCGUCGCCAAACCCCAAAGCCAACAAAUGCUACAUAUGCUUGUCGCCAAGCUAGGGGGGUUAUUGAACCGAAAGGUGUACCAGAUGCCCUUCUCGCGCAACAUCCGACUGAGCGCUCAAGAUGCCAACACCAUUCGAGAGAUUUACGAAGAGUGCGUUCGCGAGCGCGGUGUAUUGCUGAUACAACCAGAGCACAUCCUGUCUUUCAAGUUGAUGGCAAUCGAAUGUGUUCUCACCAACCAGUUAGCAACCGCGCAAUCGAUGCUGGCAACACAGAAAUGGUUCGAUGAAGUGUCAUGCGACUGCAUCGAUGAGAGCGACGAGAACUUCUCAACCAAAUUUGAGCUCAUCUACACGAUGGGCAACCAGAGCUCGGUCGAAUACGCGCCGGAGCGAUGGCUGAUCAUUCAGGAUAUUCUGGCGCUCCUUCCCAAUCUGGCCAAGCAGGUCAAAGAGGACUACCCUGACGCGGUUGACAUCCAGGGUGAUGGCGAUGGGCGGUACCCCAGGAUCAGAUUCCUGCGAUCUGAUGCUGCUGAUCUGAUUCUGCGUCUGCUUGCGACCCGAGUCGUUGAGUCCGGCGUAGGAAGUCCAUCUCGUUCGCAGUCUUCCGUCAUGCAAGCAGCGAUACUGCGUUACAUCUCGGUGAAAGAUCUUGAAACACAUGAGAUUCACACAGUCGAAAAGAGCAAAUUCUGGACUGCUACCACCAAACCCUCACUCCUUCUCCUCCGCGGGCUGUUCGCAGGAGGCGUGCUAAAAUUCAUCUUUUCGAUGAAGCGAUCACGUGUCAACUUUGGUCUCGACAAGCUCCGCACCCCAAGCACGCGUCUGGCUGUUCCCUUCCGCAGCAAGGAUUCUCCUUCACCUAGGAGCGAGUAUGCUCAUCCCGAUGUCAUCAUCAUCCUCACGUUGUUGUCUUGGUACUACGAGGGGCUGUCAGACGACGACCUCUUUGACACGCUCACGCAUGUAGUCCAUUCCGAUCAAUCGGUUAUCCACUACGACGAGUUCGUCCACACAGCGUGUUCAGGCCUACCGAAGGCGUUUAGACAGCUUACUGGCGUCAGUCUACGUGACCGUCAUCAGUGUAUCAUGGAGGUCUUCCCUUAUCUGCGGUAUUCCAAGAAGGCUGUUGAUUAUUACCUCUCGUAUUUGGUCUUUCCAAAAGAGCUGAAGCAAUUCCCCCUGAAAUUGAGCGCGAGUGGAUGGGAUUUAGCCACUCCAAAGCCGAAUCCUACAACCGGUUUCUCCGGCACGAACGACACCAUGCAUCUACUGCCAUUAAACAUGCAUCACCUCGAUUUACCUAGUCAGCAACACACCAACGCUCGGGUUCUGUCGUAUCUGUUGAUGGACGAGACUUCUGUCGCGAAUUUACCUGCCCGCACGAUUGGUUGUACGGAUAGGGAUGGUCAGCACCUCCUUGCUUUCAUCGAGCGGCUGAGUCCCGACAUUAGAGUUUUCCUGGACUGUGGUGCUUCGAUCCUUGAAAUGAACAACCGAGAGGUGGCUGAGACCUGGCUGAAGCUGCGAGACGACGACGUUCUAGCGGUAAUCUACUUCGAGAACGAAGAGCUGUCCGUGCUCGACCGUACAUCCAAGGUUGAGUCCUUUCAGACCUCUCCGUACGCGAAGAUGUUGGAUUCGUGCAUCGUCUAUCUGGACGAGAGCCAUACACGCGGAACAGACAUACCCGGGCUGCCACGACACUAUCGAGCGGCACUGACGCUGGGUAGCCAGCUGACUAAGGAUCGCCUUACGCAGGCCGCUAUGCGCCUGAGAAAGCUUGGGAAUGGCCAGUCAGUGUGCUUCGUUGUACCAGGAGAGAUUCAAACGAAAAUUUGGGAGCAAAAUGGCAAGCCAACUGGUACUACGAUCGAGGUCCAUGAUGUGUUGGCGUGGGCGAUAGGCGAGACUUGGUCAGACCUAAGACGGACGCUUCCACUCUGGGCCGUGCAAGGGAACCGUUUCGAGAGUCACAGGCAUUUAUUGGUGGACGGUGCUGCCACGACUAAGAGACAAGCAAAGGCUUUCCUUGAGAAAGAAGCUGCAAGUCUGGAGACUCGUUACAUGCCACGCAAAGUAGACAAGGAUGGCUCCGCGCACAUUGCCCGUUGGGACAUGUCCAACCAGAGCGUCAGCAAGAUCGUAUCGCGAUGUCGCGACUUCGAAGCCAUGGGCUUUGGCUCAGCUGCGCUAUCAGAGGAGCAGGAACGCGAACUCGCCCCGGAGAUCGAAGAGGAGCGCCAAAUCGAGCGCCCAUCGCGCCUGAAGGCUCAUCCACACAACUUGCACCAAGACCUCAAGCGCCUCGUCGACACAGGAAAAAUUGACAUUGGUUCAAAAGCAUGGAAACCGGCCUUCAAAGGCCUCGACGACACGAUCGCUGGCAGGCUCACGGAUUUGAGUAAGUUCCCGGACGACUUGUUGGUCACAAGGGACUUCAUCCGCACUGUGGAAGUACCUCUGGGAUCAACUCGUGCAUCUUUCAAAUCCGACUCGUAUCAGCGCCCUGUGCAGUUCAUCUUGUCGGUGCCAAGUCGGCAUCGCCCUGGAGUUAUCAGCAACCUGAUUAUCAUCAGUCCCUGGGAAGCAAACCAGUUGCUACCUCAACUUCGUCAGUCAAAGACAAUUAGCCUGCACAUCUUUGCGCCACGUUCAAACGUCAGUUAUGCGUCACUCGACGAGCUCACACUAUACACCGUCGGUCGUGUCUUUUCGCCUGGUUCCGUCCCGCGCAGCUUGACGAUUCAGCUGAACCUGUUUGCCGGGAGCCUGUAUCUGCGGUCGUUGUCGGAGUACACCAAAGUCUGCGAUCAUCUUGGUCUUCUCACGGGUACUGCGAAGGACGGCCAGCAAGUCUAUGCUGACGGCUUUAUUGAUCCACCCUCCGGUAUCUGGGGUUUGAAGAAGUCUCCUGUUCCCUUCUUGCGAGCGUUGCUUUUGAGGAUUCGGCGCGGAGGAGAGGGUGUGGAGAAGACGCACAUGGGUAAGGUGCUAGACGGCGUCAGACUAGAGGAGAGCGAUUUCGCGGAGGAGUAG
Alternaria hordeiaustralica is the source of this 8070-nucleotide messenger RNA. RefSeq lists its product as uncharacterized. The record is from RefSeq and is a predicted model, not a curated record. Lineage: Eukaryota; Fungi; Ascomycota; Dothideomycetes; Pleosporales; Pleosporaceae. Bases 1 to 8070 code for a protein of 2689 amino acids. The transcript has 6 exons.